Drosophila hydei is the source of this 2111-nucleotide messenger RNA. Its product is annotated as peroxidase. Gene Ontology annotation, molecular function: heme binding; peroxidase activity. The record is from RefSeq and is a predicted model, not a curated record. NCBI's taxonomy places the organism in Eukaryota, Metazoa, Arthropoda, Insecta, Diptera, Drosophilidae. Gene Ontology annotation, biological process: response to oxidative stress. The transcript is spliced from 5 exons. Bases 17 to 2041 code for a protein of 674 amino acids.
AUUCAGUUCGAUAACAAUGAGAGUGUUUAUUGCGGUUGUUGGGCUACUCUUGUUGGUGAUCAGCGCCUCAAGGGCGAAGGAUCAACCAUUUGGUUGCCCAUUCCAUCAGUUGGACUCGUCAGAGUUGGAAUACACUGGUAGACACAAGCGAAGCAGCGACUCGUUUGAUGUGCCAACUGGCGAAGGCGCAGAGCAUCACCUGGACGACUUACUCAAAAGCAUUUUACCUAAGAACAGCAUCAGCUCAGGACUCAGCAGUUGGAUAAGCACGACUGAAAAUGAAAAGCGAAUGAAGCAGCCCAUUAAGUGCGGCAUACCACCGCUGAACUGUUUAAAUGAUACGAGGAAUUUGCAUUAUCGCAGUAUUGACGGCGCCUGUAAUAAUUUGCUGUAUCCCGAGUUUGGAAUCGCCACCUCCAGAUAUAAGCGACUUUUGCGCCCUACAUACGUGCAGCAUGGACAAACUGUGCCCAACGCACGUCUCCUUUCGCUGUCAAUGUUCGGUGAGAAAACAGUUAUGGACAAGUUCCGCACGGUGGCGUCCAUGCAGUUUGGCCAGUUCGUCGCCCACGACAUUAGCCAGUUGACCACCCAGGGAGCACCCAGAGAUUGUUGCGCCGAACCGCGUCACCCCCAGUGCCAACCCAUAACUCUAGCAGCAGGUGGACCCAUCGCCUAUAAUACAGGGAGGUCUUGCCUUAGCUUUGCACGCGCUUUAUCUGACGCGGAUGGCAUUUGCCCAAAGAGCGGUCUACCUUAUAGUGAGAAGCUGUCUGUGGUUACGGCCUAUUUGGAUCUCUCUUCACUGUAUGGCAAUUCGCCGGCACAAAAUCAACGAGUACGUCUUUUCAAGGGCGGACAGCUCCGCACUUCGUAUGCCAAUGGCCAGCAGUGGAUGCCCGUGACGCAGAAUCAUGAAGGUGAAUGUGGCAUUAACAGUGAGUGCUACAGCAUGCCAGACUUACGCAAUCGUUUCACACCGACAAUUGCCGUACUUCACACAAUUAUGCUGCGCGAGCAUAAUCGACUGGCAGAGCAACUGGGCCUAUUGAAUCCCCAUUACAACGAUGAGCGCUUAUACCAGGAAGCUCGCAAGAUUAAUAUUGCGCAGUAUCAGAAGAUCACAUAUUAUGACUACCUAGUGGCUGUUCUAGGCAGCGCCUACACGCAUCUGAAUGGCCUUACGUAUCCCUAUUCAGAAGGCUCAACGGACUAUGUGAAUGACUAUGACGAGGGCGUUAAUCCCAAUCCCUACGCUGAGUUUUCUGCUGCUGCCUUCCGCUACUCGCACACUCAGGUUGCGGGAUGGUUCUCAAUGGUUUCAUCUAAUCGCUAUGCAAAUCAGACUCUACGUCUCAGCGACUUCUUUGAGCGCCCUGAGACGAUUCGUUUAUUGUCCUCGAACUACAAUUUUGCUGAUUUGGUUCGUGGAAUGGCCACGCAACUACAGAAGCGAGCAGACUCUAAUAUCGAUCGUGAGAUCAAACACUACUUCAACCGGAAAGAGUUUGAGGAGUUCGGAUCCGAUCUCAAGUCGUUGGACAUCCAACGUGCUCGCGAUUUCGGACUGCCUUCUUACAACGAUGUUCGUGAGUUUUGUGGUCUGCGGCGAGCCAGUGACUGGUCGGAAUUUGCCAGCGAAAUACCCAGCGAGAAAAUUAAUUUACUGCGUAAGCUGUAUGCCUCCCCAGCUGAUGUCGAGCUUAGUGUGGGUGGCACUCUUGAGUUUCAUGUUCCUGGCUCAUUAUUUGGACCCACAUUGCUCUGUGUUGUUGGAAAGCAGUUCCUAAAUACACGUCGAGGUGAUCGCUUUUUCUUUGAACGGGAAAAUCAUCUAAGUGGCUUUUCACGCAGCCAACUGUCGGAGAUACGGAAAAUCAGCUUAGCAUCAUUGUUCUGCAAUAAUGUUCAAGGCCUACAUUAUAUCCAGCCGAAUGUUUUCAUUUUCCCUAACACUCGCAAUAUUUUGCUAAGCUGCAAUGAUAUUCCACAGCUGGACCUUACCAAAUGGCAAGACCUCACUCCCCAACUGGUUAACUAAUAAGCAGCAAGUCACUUUGGAGAGAAAUGUAGAAAUAUUACUUUGUUAAAUAACCACCUGAUAGAUAAUC